AUGGGUGCUGCUUACAAUAUCCUCGGUAGAUCCGUGCAACCUUACAUUUUGGCCCUUGCCACCUUGGGCUCUGUUGUCUUUGUCGUUGCUCCAAAGCCAUGGGGCCCAGCCAAGCCGGUGCACCCUCCUAUCAACGCUGCCUCUCCUGAAGAAGAGAAGUUCGUCCAGGACUUUUUGGCGAAGCACGCUGAGAAGCACUAG
This is a messenger RNA of Metschnikowia bicuspidata var. bicuspidata NRRL YB-4993, 201 nucleotides long. It is a transcript of the gene ATP19, whose product is annotated as F1F0 ATP synthase subunit k. NCBI's taxonomy places the organism in Eukaryota, Fungi, Ascomycota, Pichiomycetes, Serinales, Metschnikowiaceae. The transcript has a single exon. The coding region runs from base 1 to 201 and encodes 66 amino acids. Gene Ontology annotation, biological process: proton motive force-driven ATP synthesis. The record is from RefSeq and is a predicted model, not a curated record.